Messenger RNA from Nylanderia fulva, 1311 nucleotides. The record is from RefSeq and is a predicted model, not a curated record. Lineage: Eukaryota; Metazoa; Arthropoda; Insecta; Hymenoptera; Formicidae.
AUGUCUUUGGUGCAUUCUCCGAAGAUUACUCGUUCGCAAGCUUUGUCACGAGCAAUGAUCGACGGAGAACAACAGUCGACUCCGCUUCGAACUACAAAUAGUGAGGAAACUUCCGAUUGGACGGACGCUUUACAGGAGGCGUUGGAGCAGAUUAGGGAGUUGCGAGAGGAACGUUCACAACAGCAAGCUCAAUUUGUGACAAUGCUGCAACAGCGGGACGAGGAACUGCGCCGUUUACAGGAAAGACUCGUCACAUGGGAAAAUAACCAGCUAAGUCCUUUACAUAACAGAAUUCCGAACAACACUACACGUAGAAAUAGUAAAUUGAACAAUGUUAUACACAAUAAUUUUGAGCUCGGGUAUAAGCUCAAACCUGAGAAUUUCGACGGAAGUGUAUCCUUGCGCGAAUUUAUUGCCCAGUUCGAUCUCAUAGCGCGGGCUAAUGGUUGGAAUUCAUUUCAAAAGACCUUGGCUUUUGCGGCUUGUUUAAGAGGGAAAGCGCGGACCGUUUUAGAUGGAAUUUCGGAAAUUGAAAAUUUAGAAUUCACGGAUUUAAAAUCGAAAUUUGAAUUUCAUUUCGGUGAAGAGCAUUCGGCUCAGUCUUAUUAUACACAAUUCACAAAUCGUAGACAAAAGAGUUCGGAAGAUUUAGCUUCUCUUGGCGCAGAUUUAGAAAGAUUGUCGCGAUUAGCUUACCCUGAGUGUUCUCACGAAGUUAGAGACAAAAUUGCUUGCGCACAAUUCAUUACGGCAAUAUCUGAUGGCUUCUUAAAAAGAACUCUUCAAUUAGAAAGUAUUACUUCAUUAAAAUCUGCCAUACAGAGAGCAAUGGCAAUUAUUGUUCCUAGGAACUUCAUCAAUCAAGUUUUAGAGGAGGCUCAUGAUUCUGCGUCUGAUGGCCAUUUUGGUGUGAAUAAGACGUUAGAAAAGAUCCGAAAGCGUUUUUAUUGGGCUACAUGUAAGAAUGAUGUGGAGGAUUGGUGCCGUUCCUGUAAGGUUUGUGUAGCAAGAAGAGGUCCAUCAGGAAAAGGGAAGUCACCUCUUCAAGUAUUUGAUGCUGGAUUCCCAUUUGAGAGGAUACAAAUGGAUAUACUUGGCCCUCUCCCGACUACCACAGCUGGAAAUCGAUAUUUGUUAGUAAUCAUUGAUUGUUUUACCAAGUGGGAGGUAACACGUCUUUUAGGGAUUAGGAAGACGAGGACUACUGCUCUACAUCCUCAAUCAAAUGGGCAGGUGGAACGUCAUCACCAAACGAUUCUUAAUUACUUGGCUAAAUUUGUUUCAGAAAAUCAGAAGGAUUGGGAUGACUGA